UACAGUCAUCUAUUAUAUUCCCACCCCCUCCCCGUUAAUCAUUACACAAACAGAAUAUUAUAUAUUUUUCUCUAUUUAAUUUCUCAUAAACCAUAUAUGGCUGUUCUAUAUUAUGAUAAUUAUAAUCGUACCCAUCUUCUGAUCCUCUCCUUUUCCAUCCUGUUCUUCUCUUUUUCCUCACGUUUGGUCAACAGUGGUUUCCAUGGCGAGCGUCGUCGCGAACGAGUUCAUGGCUAUCAUUACGACGAGCUUAAUAAUUUCUCUGAAGAUCAAGAAGGAGGGUUAACGCUGUUGUCUGGUGCAGGGUACGAUCCUGAAGCUCACCCUUCAUUUCUCAGCUCCAUUAAUGGCGAUCGAGAUGAAGAAUUUACGGAGGCAGAACCCAGUGUCUUGAGCUUCAAAGGCAUUGAGGAUCUCCGAAGUGCUAAGCCCAGAUCAGUUAUUUUCAAUGUUGAUGAUUUUGGAGCUGAAGGUGAUGGAAUUCAUGAUGAUACGCAGGUAUUUGAGGAGGCUUGGGAGAAAGCAUGUUCUUAUAAAGGGCCAGCUCUUUUUCUAGUUCCCGAGCGAAGAACAUAUCUUAUUGGGCCAAUCAGAUUUUUAGGUCCCUGCAAAUCUAACCUUGUAAUUCAGAUAUCUGGAACAAUAUUAGCAUCAGAUAAUCGUUCAGAUUACAGAAAAGAUCCCAGACACUGGAUUGUAAUUGACAGUGUCGAUAAUUUAUUAGUCGAAGGUGGCGGAACCAUCCAUGGCAAUGGCCAAAUUUGGUGGCGAAAUUCAUGCAAAAUUAAUAAAUCUCUCCCUUGCAAGGAAGCACCCACGGCGGUCACUUUCUACAAGUGCAAAAAUUUAAUGGUGAGGAACGUGAAGGUGCAAGACGCACAGCAAAUGCAAGUUUCCUUCGAAAAAUGCAGUGAGGUCACAGCUUCAGAUCUCACGGUCACGGCACCCGAGAAAAGCCCAAACACUGAUGGAAUUCACGUCACCAACACUCAAAAUAUCCUUAUUACAAACACUUUUAUCGGAACAGGUGAUGAUUGUAUUUCCAUCGAAAGCGGGUCCCAUAAUGUACAAAUUGAAGAAUUAACCUGCGGACCGGGUCACGGAAUCAGCAGUAUUGGGAGUUUAGGAGACAACAAUUCAAAAGCUUUUGUCUCGUUCGUCACCGUUAACGGAGCUAAGCUCUCAGGAACUACUAACGGAGUUAGGAUUAAAACAUAUCAGGGAGGGUCGGGGAGUGCAAGCAACAUCAAGUUUCAAAACGUGGACAUGGAGAACGUGAAAAAUCCCAUCAUAAUAGACCAAAACUACUGUGACCAAAAGAAGCCUUGUAAAAAACAGAAAUCAGCGGUGCAGGUGAAAGAUGUACUGUACCAGAACAUACAGGGAAAUAGUGCUUCAGAUGUGGCUAUAGAUUUUGACUGCAGUGAAAAUUAUCCAUGCCUGGGGGUAAAACUGCAGAACGUGAGACUGCAAAGAGCGGAUCGCGUUGACGAAGAAGCCAAAGCUAUAUGCAAUCAUGUUGAGUUGACGGAAACUGGAGUGGUUUUCCCACGUUGCCCAGAUUAUCAUCUUAAACAUGACGAGCUUUAGGGUUUGUUAAUUAUAUAAUUUGUAAAUAUAUACAUAUAAACGUGUAUAAUUAUAUGCAUGUCGUGACUGAGAUCAGGUAUACGUGUCGUAACUACGUCACUCGAUUAUAUUUAUCCGAUAUGAAUAAAAGUUAAAAAGUUUGUAUA
Messenger RNA from Carica papaya (papaya), 1736 nucleotides. Its product is annotated as polygalacturonase. The record is from RefSeq and is a predicted model, not a curated record. Gene Ontology annotation, biological process: carbohydrate metabolic process. Lineage: Eukaryota; Viridiplantae; Streptophyta; Magnoliopsida; Brassicales; Caricaceae. Gene Ontology annotation, molecular function: polygalacturonase activity.